UGAAGAAUUAUAAUAAAAAAAAAUAAAUGAAAAAAAAAAAACAAUUAAAUAGUAAAAAGAUACAACGUUUAAAAUAAACAAAUAAACAUGAAUAUAAAGACCUUAAUUUUACCUUUAAUCGUACAAAUUUGUUUCAUAUUCUCCGCAAGAGCCAACGAAACGGAGGAAAGCCCACUAUGGAUAUGCACCACAUCGGAUUUAUGCCUACUAGACACAGCACCCAAUGUUGGUGAUGUCAAACGUUUUGAAAGUCAAAAUGAUUGUCGUUUGUCGUGUGGUAAAUAUGGUGCCAUUUGGCCAAUGCCAACCGGUGAUUGUAGCCUCUCCAAAAAUCGAGUGCACUUUGAUCCAUGGAAAGUGCGUUUUAAUGUGGUAGCACCAACAGCGGCUACCACACAAUUUAUACGUGAAACAAAUCGUAUAUUUUUGAGUAACAUCAUUAAGGAGUGUGUACGCAAUUGUACACUGGACAAUAGCAAAGAGGUUUUGGUAAAGGCCACCAUAGAGUCUACAAGUUUAGCGCUCGAUUGGUCUACAGAUGAAUCGUAUGUGCUGUUAAUAAGAACUACAGGUACCGCCACUUUUGUGGACAUUAAAGCUCCUACGGUUUAUGGUGCACGUCAUGCUUUUGAGACUUUAAGUAAUUUAAUAACUGGCUGCAUAACCAAUGGUUUGCUGAUGGUCGAUGCAGCUCGUGUUUAUGAUCGUCCUUUAUAUCCUCAUCGUGGUGUAUUACUGGAUACAUCACGUAAUUUUAUGCCUUUAAGACAAAUACGUAAUACUUUGGAUGCCAUGGCUGCCUCGAAGUUAAAUGUAUUCCAUUGGCAUGUGGUGGAUACACAUAGUUUUCCUUUAGAAAUUACUAGAGUACCAGAAAUGCAACGCUUUGGAGCAUAUUCUCCUACAAAUACUUACUCUCGAACUGAAACCAUAAACAUGAUCAAAUAUGCUAGACUACGAGGCAUAAGAGUGCUUAUGGAAAUUGAUGGUCCUUCGCAUGCCGGUAAUGGUUGGCAAUGGGGUCCCAUGGCUGGCAUGGGUAAUAUGGCUGUGUGUAUUAAUCAAAAACCCUGGCGUUCAUUUUGUGUACAACCGCCAUGUGGUCAACUUAAUCCUUUAAAUGACAAUAUGUACUCGGUAAUGAAGGAAAUCUAUGAGGAUAUUGCCGAAGUAGGAGCUCCAGAAGAAACCAUACAUAUGGGUGGUGAUGAAGUGCAUAUAGACUGUUGGAACAACACAGAAGAGAUUACUAAGAAAAUGCGUGAAACCGGAUUUGAUCUGUCGUUACCAAGUUUCUAUAAGUUAUGGUCUGUCUUCCAUGAGAAAAACUUAGAGUCUUGGGAUGAAGUUAAUCAGAGGCAAUAUCCCAAUAUUAAAGAACCUAAAUCAACGAUAGUAUGGUCUAGUCAUUUAACAGAUCCUCAGUAUAUAGAAAAAUAUUUGGCCAAAGAACGUUUUAUUAUACAAACUUGGGUGGGGGCAUCGGAUCCUCUAAACGAUCAAUUGUUGAAAAUGGGUUAUCGUAUUAUAGUUUCCACCAAAGAUGCCUGGUAUUUGGAUCAUGGUUUUUGGGGAAGAACGCAAUAUUAUAAUUGGGCCAAAGUAUAUAACAAUAAAAUUGAAACUAAUCCCAAGAUUUUAGGUGGUGAGGUGUGCAUGUGGAGUGAAUAUGUAGAUCAAAAUUCUGUGGAGGCUCGCAUUUGGCCUAGAGCGGGUGCAGCUGCUGAGCGUUUGUGGUCAAACCCCAAGACUAACUCCCUUCUAGCUCAAUAUCGUUUUUAUCGUUACCGGCAACGUUUGAUUGCUCGUGGUAUACGUCCCGACGCUGUUGCCCCUAAAUGGUGCAUCUUAAAUGAGGGUCAAUGUUACUAAGCUAAUCUACCAAAAAAUAAAGGGUGCCUUGUUAAAAAUUCCUUAUAUUAAAUGUACAUUUUAUUUGUAUUGUUAUAAUAAAAAAAAUAUUUAUUAGUUUUACAUUA
Molecule: messenger RNA, 1979 nt
Organism: Lucilia cuprina (Australian sheep blowfly)
Lineage: Eukaryota; Metazoa; Arthropoda; Insecta; Diptera; Calliphoridae
Gene: Hexo2
Product: chitooligosaccharidolytic beta-N-acetylglucosaminidase
Exons: 6
Coding region: 88-1872 (594 amino acids)
Biological process (GO): glycosaminoglycan metabolic process; ganglioside catabolic process; carbohydrate metabolic process
Cellular component (GO): membrane
Molecular function (GO): beta-N-acetylhexosaminidase activity
Source: RefSeq, a predicted model, not a curated record